GCGCAGCCCACGAGACCGCGCAUGCGCGGAGCCGCUCCUUCCGGGCGCCCGCCUCUGCCCACCGCUCCCGGCCCUUCCGGGCCUGGGCGGCGCGGACGGGUGGCGGGAGGGGACAGCGCCGUCCGCCGCGGGGGUCACGUGCCCCUGCCGCAUGGCUGGGGAGCGGGCGGCGGCGAGCGCGUCCCCGCCCGGCGAUGGCGGCGGGAGCGCGCUGUCCGCCCGGUCCUUCAUCUGCUCCUUCCCCGGCUGCGACGCCACCUUCAGCAAGGCCUGGAGGCUGGACGCGCACCUCUGCCGGCACACGGGCGAGAGACCCUAUGUCUGCCAUUACGAAGGCUGCGGCAAAGACUUCACUCGAGAUUUCCAUCGCACUCGCCACUUUCUUACGCACACGGGUGAAAAACCGUUCAAGUGCACAGCUGAUGGAUGUGACCAGAAAUUUGGAACAAAAUCAAACUUAAAGAAGCAUGUUGAGCGCAAGCAUGAAAAUCAACAAAAACAAUAUGUGUGCGACUUUGAAGGCUGUAACAAGUCUUUUAAGAAACACCAACAACUUAAAACUCAUCAGUGCCAACACACCAAUGAACCUCUCUUCAAAUGUAAUCAUGAGGGAUGUGGAAAGCACUUUACUACUCCAAGUAGACUAAAGCGGCAUGAGAAGAUACAUGAAGGCUAUGCAUGCAAGAAAGAAAACUGCUUGUUUACAGGGAAAACUUGGACAGAACUUCUAAAACAUAAUAAAGAAAGUCAUACAGAGCCAAUCGUUUGUGGUGAGUGUCACAAAACUUUUAAACGCAAAGAUUACCUCAAGCAGCAUCAAAAAACACAUGCUGUGGAGAGGGAAGUUUGUCGAUGCCCAAGAGAAGGAUGUGGGAGAACUUACACAACUCUUUUUAACCUUCAAAGCCAUAUUCUCUCUUUCCAUGAAGAGAAAAAGCCAUUCUCUUGUGAUUAUCCAGGCUGUGGAAAAGUGUUUGCAAUGAAGCAGAGCCUAGCAAGGCACACCAUUGUACAUGACCCUAAGAAGAGAAAGCUGAACUUAAAAGUAAGCCAUAUGCUAGAGGAAAUCCUCUUAACCAUUUGCUGUCACUUCACAGAGGAAGACAAAGCGUUCCCGUCCUAAAAGGAGCUUAGCCUCUCGUCUGAGUGGGUACAUUCCUCCUAAAAAACAGCCAGGAAAUGCUGCAAUUUUGACAGAAAUCAAGACAAUGGAUAAGCCCAUGGAAAAUGAAAUACCAGCUGUUGAAAUUCUGACUCUGCAGUAAAGGUUAAUUGGACCACUUUCUUUAUGGAAUGACCAAUGCAGAGCUUGACAAUAACUUACGUUUAUAUCUUUUUUUAAUUAAGAAAUUAAUAUUGUUUACACCUCUUCAUUAAAGUCACUGAUUCAACUCA
Molecule: messenger RNA, 1395 nt
Organism: Dromaius novaehollandiae (emu)
Lineage: Eukaryota; Metazoa; Chordata; Aves; Casuariiformes; Dromaiidae
Gene: GTF3A
Product: general transcription factor IIIA
Exons: 9
Coding region: 152-1123 (323 amino acids)
Cellular component (GO): nucleus
Source: RefSeq, a predicted model, not a curated record